Penicillium canariense is the source of this 891-nucleotide messenger RNA. RefSeq names its product putative monosaccharide-P-dolichol utilization protein. The record is from RefSeq and is a predicted model, not a curated record. Bases 1 to 891 code for a protein of 296 amino acids. The transcript is spliced from 2 exons. Lineage: Eukaryota; Fungi; Ascomycota; Eurotiomycetes; Eurotiales; Aspergillaceae.
AUGGACGUCAUUCAGAAGACCGUUGUGGACCCUCUCCAGCCCUUUUUGAAGCCCAUCGUCGAGGCGAUCCCCAAACCCGUCCACGAUGCGGUCAUCUCUCUGAUCACAGCGCCCUGCCACAGCGCCUUGCUCCUCGAUCUCAGCCUUACCGAGGAUCCGGCCUGCACAUCCCUAGCUAUCUCAAAGGCGCUCGGUAUUGCCAUCGUUGGCGCCAGCGCUAUAGUCAAGGUCCCGCAGAUCCUGAAGCUGAUCAACUCGCGCUCGUCCGCUGGCGUUUCCUUCGUCUCUUAUGCCCUUGAAACCGCCAGUUUGCUCAUCACGCUGUCGUACAGCGUGCGUAACCAGUUCCCUUUCAGCACAUACGGAGAGACUGCUCUCAUCGCCGUCCAAGAUGUUGCUGUCAGCAUCCUCGUCCUGACCUUUGCCGGUCGGUCCGCCGCGGCCGCCACCUUUGUCGCUCUCGUGGCGGCUGCUGUUUACGCCCUGCUCUUCGACCAGACCCUCAUUAACGGGCAGACCAUGUCGUAUCUGCAGGCCGGUGCUGGCGCUCUCGGUGUUGCUAGCAAGUUGCCCCAGAUCUAUGCCAUCUGGAGCGAGGGAGGCACCGGGCAGUUGAGCGCAUUCACAGUCUUCAACUACCUCUUCGGAUCUCUCUCCCGCAUCUUCACCACCUUGCAAGAGGUCGAGGACAAGCUCAUUCUCUAUGGUUUUAUCGCCGGCUUUACUCUCAACGUGAUCCUCGCCGGGCAGAUGGUGUACUACUGGAACAGCCCGGCGCCCAACAAGAAGGCGCCGCGAGCAAAGAUCGCGGAGAAGGCGGCCUCUGGCGAAAGCUCAGGGGUGUCACCCAAGCCGGGCUCGAAGACUCCUACCACGCGACGACGGGGUUAG